AAGCUCACGCCAAGAUGAAGAGAAAAGAGAUUCAAAUAUAUAUUUUCUUGGCCUUCAUCCUCAUUGCUUCUCAAUGUUGUUACUCCACAGCUAUGAGGAAUAUUCACACUGCAGAAUCAGUUGGUUUCUUCAAGCUCAAACCUUCACAGGCAAGAGAAAGCUCAGCUGCAGGAUACAUGUCAGCUCCUUGGAUCAACAAAUCAGGAAUGAAGGACCAAAAAGCUGCUCAUAAGGUUCCUUCAGGACCCAGCCCCAUUGGUAAUCGGCACCCACCAAUAUCCAGGCGUGGUUGAGAGGUGCAUUUAUCAUGCUCGGCAAGCAAAAAAUAUGGUGAAGGGCAUUUUUGUUAGUGGGAUUGGUCAGAUACUAUGUAGAAGUAAUGUUUUUCCGUGGCAUACUUGCAGAAGGAUGUUUUUUUAUUUGGAUUAAGGAAGGUCAUUCAUAUGAAUUGGUUUUAAUAUGAGUACUUUUAACACUAACAGCAUGAAAUGUUUUUGCAUGCUCGAAGGAUUCUCAAAACUGUGUCACAUAUGCUGCUGAAUUUUAAUUUGGAAUAUGUGGUACAAACAUCUGUUUGCAGGAACAUAAGGUAUAUAUAACUGCAAAUUUUCUUUCUA
Molecule: messenger RNA, 617 nt
Organism: Alnus glutinosa
Lineage: Eukaryota; Viridiplantae; Streptophyta; Magnoliopsida; Fagales; Betulaceae
Product: CLAVATA3/ESR (CLE)-related protein 46-like
Exons: 3
Coding region: 15-293 (92 amino acids)
Source: RefSeq, a predicted model, not a curated record